AUGGCCAUUCUACCCAUCGAUGUAUCCUAUUCACUUACGGAUCCGCCAUGGAAACCAGCAUCGGGGCCACAAAGCUCUGUGGGUGGACCUGUCGUCUAUUCACAUAUCGCCUUUGUGGGUGGUCAUAAUGGGGGCAAUAUGAUCAUUGUUGGCGGGGUCAUGCCUAUGAGUGAAAAGAGUACUUCGGAUGAUGAGACAACUGCCUAUAGCUACGAUUGCGACGUGGGCCGAUGGAACUCUUUUACAUUACCCAGCUACAAUUAUCUCAAUAGGCAAGGUGCAGCAAGUUCCAUAUGGGGUGGAAAGCGUGCGGUAUCCAGUACAAGCACGGCUGCUACUGCUGGUGGAGUAGGAUCCAAACAACAACUUCCAGCCAACAUGUAUCUCGUCAACUCUCUUUACCCUUCCAAUUCAACAAUGUCAUCCACAACCACACCCAUGCCACCUCUACGUUAUGGACAUACGCAAACGUUGAUCAACGACAAGACCAUUGUCAUUCUCGGUGGAUUUGAUAGUCUCUCUGGAGAGGCCGUGUCCCUGGCUGAUAUAUGGUUGUACGAUAUCGAUACCAAUGAAUGGUCUCAUUUGGAAGCCAACUAUGGUGGAUAUGAUGGAUACCAUGUAUACAACGAUGUUGCAGUCCUUGAUACACGUACUUGGACAUGGACUAUCAAAAACACAAAUGCAGCAGUACAAGGGCGUGCUGAUCAUACAGCAACCAUGGUGGGCACGAAUAUGAUUGUUGCAUUUGGAUUCACAGGUGUUUCCACUGCAUUGACUGUUAUGUCUGAUAUUGAGGUGCUUGAUACGGUCACGUGGAGCUGGACUUCAGUUUAUUCACCUUCAUCAGAAUACGGUUCAGGCGGUUCACCCAAUCGUGGCAUUGGCAAGACAACUGCAGUCAUGCCGAGUACUCCAUCGAUGGCUAUUGUUGCAGGUGCCGUUACAGGUGUCUUGGUCGUCCUCGUUUUUAUCAUUGUGGCUCUAUACAUGUUCAAUUAUCAUCAGCAGAGAAGAAAAAAGAAACAUCAACAAAAUCUACCCCAGCAUCAUUUUCCACAUGAUUCUCUACCACCACCACCUCCACCAGCAGAUGACAUUAAAGAAACCACGACAACAGCAGCCAUUGCCGCCACUCCAAGUAAUAGUAAUAGUGGUGGUGGUGGUAAUACCAUGGUAGAUUUACCGAGAGCGCCAACACAAUUACGCAUUGAUCCGUAUUAUCAUGUUCGGCAUCACCAUCAUCAUCAUCAACAGCAGCAGCAACAACAACAACAUACCAUCUUACCAUCACCAUGGACACCAACAUUAAGACAAAGCUUUCCACCUGCCUCAUCUGAAUGGGCCAUUCGUCGAGCUGCCACCACACCCCAUCGCUAUCUACAUGAUCACAACAUCAGCAAACCUGAUGAGCCAUCAUCCAUGAGUAGUAGCAGUGGCCAACAUCAUCAUCAACAUCAUCAACAUCCGCCACCUCGAUCACAGAUACGACGUGCUGCCACUACACCUCAUGCAGCAUCCAGUAAGCCUGAUACAAGCGAGGAGAAUGAUUCUUUAUUUGAUCAACAAGAAUUUGUGCUUCGAUCCGCUGAUGAGCAUACCACGGUCAUUGAUGACGACGAUGGGGUGGAUGCAUUGGGUAAAUAUCCCUCUCCACAAAGUGAAACAGAUCCGCCUUCCUUGAUACAUGCAAAGCAACAUAAUGACUCCCACACAGAUGUACAUUGA
Molecule: messenger RNA, 1728 nt
Organism: Lichtheimia ornata
Lineage: Eukaryota; Fungi; Mucoromycota; Mucoromycetes; Mucorales; Lichtheimiaceae
Exons: 6
Coding region: 1-1728 (575 amino acids)
Molecular function (GO): protein binding
Source: RefSeq, a predicted model, not a curated record